AUGAUACAUAAUUUCAUCCAGAGAGUGGACGACAACGACGACAUGCUGCACCAACCGCUUACCAUUACCAGGCCGUCUAUUUCUCGGUCAGCACGGUCUUCUUCAAGCAGCUCGACCGUCCACUCCUCCCCCGCCGCAACCACCGUUAUCAAGCCCAGUUCAUCCGUAAUCAAGCUCCAAUUCAUCAACACAGCUCACCCCAGUGAAUCUACCUCUGCCAAACGCAUCAGCCAGAUCCGGUCUCACGUAGCCAAGGACUCCCAUGCCCGGCGCCGCCAGCGCAAGGCGUCGUGCAAGACCGGCAAGGCCUGCUGUUCAUCAUCUGCAACUGCAACUUCAGCCGUGGCUGCGGAUUCGCCCGCCCGGACCGAGAGCCCGGACGACUCCACCUCCACAAAGAAGGCGGUUGCACUGCCAGUUAGAGCACGGCUCCCGCAGUCUUCGUUUCUCGAUGGAAAGGAGGGGGCGCUCUCCCGGGGUUUUCGGAGAAUUGCACCAAAGACGGGAGCCCUGAAUCGGAAUGCGGAGGUGCCUUGCCCGCGGCAGAUGAUUGGCGAUGCGAGGAGGGAUGUGUGGAACGGGGCCUUUGCCUGGGAUUUGACGGAUGACGAAUACGCAACGUUUAAUUUCUACUUGGAUUGGGUUCUCAAGUAUGGCUAUGAAAUCUGCUUCCCCCGCGACCAGGUUGCUACCGUCAUGAAGCGCAUGAAAUCAUCCUAUGUUCCCUUUGCCAUCAAAUACCCUAGCCUCCUCGCCUGUAUUUUCUACAUUGCCUAUCACAGGCGCGCCCUCAACACGAAAGACCCGGAAGAGGCAGCCAAGUGUUACUUUAUGGUAGAACGCUACCGGCUUGCCUGCAUCGAAUCUAUGAAGAGGGCAAUCGAGGGUGAAGAGCGGCCGACGUAUCAGACUAUUACGCUGGCUAUGCAGUUGUGUUCAGAAGCGUAUUUUGAGGGUCACAGCGAUGUCUCAUUUACCCAUGCCCAUGCCGCAAGGACCAUGGUAUCAGCAAGAGGAGGCCUCGAGAGCUUUGAGAACGCGGGUGUCUAUAGCCUCCUCUCUUUCUUGCUGGCAACAUCAGUGUACAGCGGGAAUUACUGGUUCGUUCCUGGCUGUGCGAGGGCGCCUGAGGACUAA
Messenger RNA from Trichoderma breve, 1137 nucleotides. RefSeq lists its product as uncharacterized. The transcript is spliced from 3 exons. Lineage: Eukaryota; Fungi; Ascomycota; Sordariomycetes; Hypocreales; Hypocreaceae. The record is from RefSeq and is a predicted model, not a curated record. Bases 1 to 1137 code for a protein of 378 amino acids.